GUGUGCAAUGCCCAAUACGAUUUUCAUAUUGAGUUGGCAUUUUUCAUAAUGAUAGUCGCGACCUGCGGCUGAACCGUUUUACUAUUUUUAAAUCCCAAUCGACAAAUAAAUUUUUGUUUAUCAAUAAAAUGCCUCAAAUAACCCUGCAGACUGCCAAUAUCUUUGGUAGAUAACAGAGUACCUAGAAAUAUGACGUCAUUCCAAAAACACGCUGCGAAGUGUCAGUAACAUUCUUGUGUUUACUUUGGUUUCGUGUGUUUAGAGUGUACUCAGUUUUCCCAAGAAAAACAAUGUCAGACACUGAAGAAUCUACUGGCCCAUCAUUAAAAUGUGAAGAGUUUAUAAUCACUCCCAACUUUACUCUCGAGGAUUAUGAAAAUAAUUGGGCAGAACAUUUGUGUGAUAUUGACUUUGAAGAAAGAGAUAAAAUAUUUCAUAAGUUCUAUAAUCAUAUUUGGAAUUUAUUAUUCGGACCAGAUGCAACACCAGAAACUCACAUUCGUGCUGUUCAAUUGUUGCAAAGAGAACGUUGCGAUGCAUCGUGUUUUGAUCCAUAUAUUUACAACAAUUGGAUUCGAACUGUUAAAGAUGAAAUUGUCAAACGUGAAAUGUUUGACCUUUGGAGAAAUGAAUUUGUUAAGAAACGAUUGGGAUUGCUGUGGGUGAGGGAUUGUGAUUAUUUUGAUGAUAUAAAUGAUCCAGAACCUGAGGAAUUUUACAACAAUACAUUACACCAACUUAACCCAAAUCCGUUGAUUCUGCAUGCAUAUGACGUCAUUCCAAAAACACGCUGCGAAGUGUCAGUAACAUUCUUGUGUUUACUUUGGUUUCGUGUGUUUAGAGAGUACUCAGUUUUCCUAAGAAAAACAAUGUCAGACAAUGAAGAAUCUACUGGCCCAACAUUAAAAUGUGAAGACUUUAUAAUCACCCCAGACUUUACUCUCGAGGAUUAUGAAAAUAAUUGGGCAGAACAUUUGUGUGAUAUUGAUGAAUCAAAUGACUUUGAAGAAAGAGAUAAAAUAUUUCAUAAAUUCUAUAAUCAUAUUUGGAAUUUAUUAUUCGGACCAGAUGCAACACCAGAAACUCACAUUCGUGCCGUGCAAUUAUUGCAAAGAGAACGUUGCGAUGCAUCGUUUUUUGAUCCCUUUAUCUACAACGAUUGGAUUCGUACUGUGAAAGCUGAAAUUGUGAAACGUGAAAUGUUUGACCUUUGGAGAAAUGAAUUUGUUAAGAAACAAUUGGGAUUGCUGUGGGUAAGGGAUUGUGAUUAUUUUGAUGAUAUAAAUGAUCCAGAACCUGAGGAGUUUUACAAGUUGAAUUUGUGAAAAGUUGUAAUGAGCUAUGACAAAUAAAUAAUAAAUGAAGAAUUUUAAAUAUUUAUAUUAUAAGAA
This is a messenger RNA of Episyrphus balteatus (marmalade hoverfly), 1391 nucleotides long. RefSeq lists its product as uncharacterized. The record is from RefSeq and is a predicted model, not a curated record. The transcript is spliced from 3 exons. Lineage: Eukaryota; Metazoa; Arthropoda; Insecta; Diptera; Syrphidae. Bases 291 to 1325 code for a protein of 344 amino acids.